UAUAAAAGACCAGCAGUUGAAAUAAAAUUGCAGUUUAUAAACCUUUGUCGUUAAUUUAUCUUUGCUUUAAUAAAGAUUAAAACAAUGGCUUUAACUGGGAAAUAUGAACUUAUUAGGGAAGAAGGCCAACUUGAAUUUCUAACUGCAGUUGGAGUUCCUGAGGAGAGAGCCAAAAAGAUGUUAGCAGACAAAACUUUGGAAAUUACUUUAAGCGGUAACUCUGUUUCUCUUACUAGACCUGGAGGUCAAAAGCAAACUUUAACGUUUGGAGAAGAAAAAGUUGAGACCGGUCCUGAUGGAAGAACUAUUAAGAAUAUCGCUAAGCUAGACGGGGACAAACUAUUGCUUGACAGCCAAUUUGGAGAAACCGGCAGCCUUAAAAGGGAAUACGUCCUUUCUGGAAACGAGCUUACAGUGAUAUCUACUAGUGAAAAACCUGGUGUGGCCCCAGGGAAGAGAAUAUACAAAAAGAUUUAAUUUUAUGUAUCUUAAAUAUUUUAGUUUAAAUCUAUAAUUUGCAUGAAAUUGUUGAAGGUGGUAAUUAUACCAAAAUAUUUUUAAUUUCCUGUUGCCAAUAAUAUUUUGUUGAACUGAAGAAAAAAAAUUAUGAGUUAUUUUUUGUGCACCUAAAACUAUUUGUUUUGAAAAACGAAUGUAAAAUUGAAA
Molecule: messenger RNA, 666 nt
Organism: Anthonomus grandis grandis
Lineage: Eukaryota; Metazoa; Arthropoda; Insecta; Coleoptera; Curculionidae
Product: fatty acid-binding protein 1, liver-like
Exons: 4
Coding region: 85-477 (130 amino acids)
Source: RefSeq, a predicted model, not a curated record